This is a messenger RNA of Acaulospora morrowiae, 482 nucleotides long. Lineage: Eukaryota; Fungi; Glomeromycota; Glomeromycetes; Diversisporales; Acaulosporaceae. The record is from the annotation of a GenBank genome assembly.
AGAUAGUCGCAGAAGAACAAGACGUCGAGAUAAUGAAAAAACAGCUAGCAUCACACAACUUGAAAUGCGAAGAAAUGUGCAGGAAGGAUAGUCCCCUGAACGAGAAAAGUCAUGAUGAAACUGGCAUUGAACUACAUUCUGACGUGAAUGAAAGGAACGAAGUAGUAAUGGUACCGACCGGUUACAUUACAAUUGCAAGUUGUGAUGACCCGGGAGGACGUAGCAAAAAGGAAAAUGGAGAAUUAGUAAUUAAUGGCACAAGAUAUUGGAACACAUACAGAUUUACCAUAAAGAGACCUAAAGUGAAUAGGGUGGGAUUGAACGGGAUUCCCACCCCUGAGGGUAAAACAAAGCAUGAAACUGAAGGAGAGAUGAUGUUUGUAAGUACAUGGGAACUAUGGAACCCUGAGAACAGCAGAAAUGAUGAUAUUACAGAAGAGAAAUCUAUAAACAAUGAUGAAUUAGCAGAUAAUGAUCAUUGA